GUCGGUGAGCAGCGGGUCGGUGAGCAGCGGCAGCGUGUCGGUGAGCAGCGGGUCGGUGAGCAGCGGCAGCGUGUCGGUGAGCCGCAGGUUGUCGGUAACAUGGAGGCUCGGCAGCCUGGCAACGGCAGCAGCAGCUCGGAGCGGUUACAUAACGCCAGCAGGUCGCGGGAGAAGCUGCUGAACGUCGCCUCCUCAGCCUCCUCAUAACCCCCCCAGCAGACAGACAGGCAGGCAGACAGACAGGCAGACAGAGAGACAGCCUGGAGGAUGUCUGAGCUGCACGAACACAACAUGGAUUCAAACCCGCUGAUAAACGCCAUGGACCCGUCCAUCACGCUGUGGCAGUUCCUGCUCCACCUGCUGGAGGACCAGCGUCAGCGUCACCUGAUCUCCUGGACCGGUGAGGACGGAGAGUUCAAGCUGCUGGACGCCGAGGAGGUGGCUCGCCUGUGGGGGCUCCGCAAGAACAAGAACAACAUGAACUAUGACAAGCUGAGCCGCGCGCUGAGAUACUACUACGACAAGAACAUCAUAAAGAAGGUGAGCGGUCAGAAGUUUGUGUAUCGGUUUGUGAGUCAGCCCGACGCCCCGCUGGCCAAUGGGAUCCGGAACGGAGACGAGGGUCAGAGGAGGGACGCCGCCGACCCCAACUGCCAAUCACAGAGCCUUGGGGGCGUGGCCUCGACCUGUCUGUCAAAGGGCUUACCUCAGCACUCGUCGCCCGGUGGCUCCCAGAAAAGCUCCCGUAACGACUACAUGAAGUCCGGCCUCUACUCCACCUUCACCAUCCAAUCGCUACAGGCCUCGCCCGGCCCACGGCCAAUCAAAACAGAGCUGCUGCUACAGCAGGACGCCGCCGCCUUCAAGGCCGAUCGCACGGCGAGAGAGGUGUGUGUUCUAGCAGAGUCCUCCCUCCAGGUGAUCGUGACUCACCCGUCUCCCUGUGGGACUCCGGCUCUCAGUCCCCAGAUUCCAGCCAGCACCACCACCAGCAGCCAAUCACAGAAUCCUCCUCUGAACGAGCCUCCUCAGAUUUACCUCACCAGCAUGGGAGACCCCUCCUCUCUCACCCCUCUCACCCCCCUCGGUCCGGUCGGCGGGUUGGUGAGUCCGCCCCCCCCCCUCCACAUGUUGCUGGGCGCCCAGGGACCGCAGCAAGACGACCACCCGGCCGGCUUCCCCCCUCCUCACCCCCACAAUGCACCUCACCCGCCCGUCUUCGUCAUCAUCAACCCUCCUCCCGACCAGCAGCAGGUGGCUGCUCCUCCCUCCGCCCCCCCUCCGCCCGUCCGGCCCCCUCCCCCCCCUAUCGUCAUCAAGGAGGAGAGCCUGCUGGAGAUGGUGUCUCUGGAGGAGGUCCCUCAGCUGAUCAGUGGCUCAGGAGAACUAGAGCCCCCCCUCACCAUCGUGGAGAGCCCGCCCCCUCCCUGCAUGGAGCCCGGGGUCGGAGGUCAGCGGGGGGAGGUCACGCCCACAGACCCCUCCGCCCCCCCACAGACCACCUCCUCCUCGGCGGUGACUCCCGUGGACGCCGUUCCUCCCAAACCCAAGAAGCCUCGGGGCCUGGAGCUGCCCUCCUCCCCCUCCCUCCCCCCCGGCCUCUCCCUGGAUAAGGUGAAUGCAGCUGUUAACAGUCUGCUGGCUCCUGGAUCAGCAACCAACACCCUGACCCCGAGCGUCAUCACCUCCCACUCGCUGACUCCGGUCCUGCUGACUCCCAGUCCUCUUCCCUCCACCAUCCACUUCUGGAGCACCCUGAGCCCCAUCGCUCCUCGCUCGCCGGCCAAACUCUCCUUCCAGUUCCCCACCAACGGCAGUAAUCAGAUACACAUCCCGGCUCUGAGCGUGGACGGUCUCUCCACCCCCGUGGUUCUCUCGCCCGGCCCCCAGAAGCCCUGAGCCCCGCCCCCCUAUGCCUCCCCCCCCUGGAGGGUCAGAGGUCAACUGGAUCUGGACCGACUCUGAAGUCUCCACUCAAAGCAGGAAGCACGUUUUCCCGCUGGAGGAUCAUCAUGCCGAGAAGUUGUGGGAAAACGGGACGCUUUUCCUCGAACCUGAACGCAUCGUGAGGUGGACGGAUGUUUUUUAAAGGAAUAACUGGAAUUAUUGACCAACGAUCACGACUAUCGACCUCCUGACCUUUGACCUGAGCCUCGUUGAUAUUCACGAGGGAACCUUUUUUUUCGGGUGCUUUUUGCUCGUUCUCUGUUUUUAUAAAGAAGUGGUUAUUUAUUUAUGUUUCUUGUUUCCGGCUGCAGGUGUUUGAACGCGGCUCGACAUCGUGGCUCCUGAUUGGUCGAGACCCGAUGACUUUUAUUCAUGUCGGAACGCUCCGGACCUUUUUAGGGCGAUUUAAAGUGUUUUGCUUUGCUCUCAUUGGCCGUCUUUUAAAGAGCCCGCCUUUCUCCGUUAUGCAUGGCCUGCUAUUGGACUGAAGUCCUCAGCAUCAAUUUUGAACCGACCAAUCACAGAGGAGGGAUGAUGAUGAUGAUGAUGAUGAUGAGAGUCUCUGUGACAGAUUGUAUAUUUUCUAAAAUAAGUUUUAUCACAUUACUGGAUUGUUAGAGAUGUAGUUUAAUUGAUUAUUGAUUCAUUACUUCUCAUCAUUUCCUUCUUUACACGUCGCUCCUGAACGCCUCGGACUCAUGCUGUUGAUCCUCUGCAGGGCGUUGCCACAAGUUUAAUGAGAGCGAUGAUCCACGUUCCAUCUGGGACUCGGAGGCCUAGAGACUCGGAGGCCUGGAGACCCAGAGACCUGGAGACUAGGAGACCCAGAGACCUGGAGACUAGGAAACCCAGAGACCUGGAGACCCAGAGACCUGGAGACUAGGAAACCCAGAGACCUGGAGACCCAGAGACCUGGAGACUAGGGAACCCGGAGACCUGGAGACCAGGGAACCCGGAGACCCAGAGACCUGGAGACCUGGAGACCUGGAGAGCUGGAGACCUCCUCAUUCAGCUCACCACUAGAUGGCAGUAAAGUGGCUUUAGUACCUUAGUCUCCCAGAUGUGAUGCAUGUGUGAGGAGCAACAAGUGGGAGGAGCUUAACUUCAUUACCGUGCCAACAGCUGAUUGAAGCUCCGCCCUCUUUUUUUAUUUUAUAAACUUGUGGAAACGAA
Messenger RNA from Cyclopterus lumpus (lumpfish), 3120 nucleotides. RefSeq names its product ETS transcription factor ELK1 (gene elk1). Gene Ontology annotation, biological process: regulation of transcription by RNA polymerase II; cell differentiation. The coding region runs from base 268 to 1899 and encodes 543 amino acids. The transcript has 11 exons. Gene Ontology annotation, molecular function: sequence-specific DNA binding; DNA-binding transcription factor activity, RNA polymerase II-specific. The record is from RefSeq and is a predicted model, not a curated record. Gene Ontology annotation, cellular component: nucleus. NCBI's taxonomy places the organism in Eukaryota, Metazoa, Chordata, Actinopteri, Perciformes, Cyclopteridae.